Molecule: messenger RNA, 1015 nt
Organism: Morus notabilis
Lineage: Eukaryota; Viridiplantae; Streptophyta; Magnoliopsida; Rosales; Moraceae
Product: pathogen-related protein
Exons: 4
Coding region: 61-792 (243 amino acids)
Source: RefSeq, a predicted model, not a curated record
UUGUUGCAAAAACAAUCUUAAAUUAAUCUUUGAGCUGAAUACCAAAGUAGAUCAUAAGAUAUGGCAUCUAAAGAUGUUGGAAACGACAAGUAUCGUUACCUUCUUAAAGGAGAUGGGGAGAAGGAUACCAAGUGGAAGUAUGCUUCUCCUCCCAAUUAUGAUGUCGUCAACAAACUCUUUGAAGAAGGAAGAACUAAGAUAUGGCCUGAGGGGUCACUUGGAGAACAAGUGCAGAAUCUUGUGAAGACAUGGGAAAUGGAGAUUUUCCACAAGGUUGAUCUCAAUGACUUCAAGACGCUCGAUCCCAAGAAGUACACGUUCAGCCUAAAUGGAAGGAAACCUAUAACUAUAGAAGAGAUAGGCAGGAGGUUUGGGGGAGGAUAUAUCCCUUUGCUGCAGACAUCCAUGCCAGAAGAGCUUAGGGGAUAUGACCCUUACAAAGAAACAGUAGAUUCAGCUCAUAAGGCGUUUACGACGACGUUUCCUCGCGGGUUUGCGUUGGAAAUUCUCGACGUCUACUCAGGCCCGCCUGUGAUUGUUUACAAGUUCAGGCAUUGGGGCUUCAUGGAGGGUCCUUUCCAAGGCCAUGUCCCCACUGGAGAAAAGGUUGAAUUCUAUGGAAUGGCCAUUUUUCAUGUGGAUGAGCACAUGAAAGUGGUGAGCGUGGAGUUCUUUUACGACCCAGGUGAACUAAUUGGAGGACUUCUCAAGGGUGAAAAAAUUGACACUACUUCUGCUGAACAACUUGGUGGGGCCGCUUCAAGAUGCCCUGUUCUGAGGAGCACAGGCUAGGAAUUUUAAAUUUUCUGUCCACCUUCACUAGUAUAACAUUAAGGAAUAAUAUUAAUAUUAAUAUUAAUAUUUUUAUAUGUCCCUCUGUUCGAUCGGCUUCCUUUGAAUUGCAUGCAUGCAAUGUAUCAUGUAUUACAUGGACGUGUGCUUGUAAUAUAUAUGUUUUGAUUAAUAUUAUAAGGUGCUCUUAUAAUGCAUUAAUUAUAAGAUUCUGAUUGAGAUA